GGUAAGAGUCAUAAGCCCUCAUCAAAACCACCAUUAAAUACCACAAAGAAACGGUAUUCCCCCUUUCAGACUCACCAAAUGGCCACCAUGCCACGACGGAGCUCCUCCUCCUCCUCCUCCUCCGCCACCAAAACCUGAAACUCCUCUCACAGAUCCUCUCUCUCUCGCUACCUAACCCUAACCCUAACCCUUGCUUCAUUCUUCUUACCCUUUCGAUUCUCUCAAAUCCUCUUCUUCUAUUCGCAUUGCAUUGCAUUUUUUGCAUUGCGUUUUUGGUUUGAUUCCCUUUUCUUUACCCUAAUUACCUUCCAUUUCAGAACCUUCCUUCAUUUUUCCAUUUCUCGAAUAGUUUGCAUUUUUUCUGCGAUCGAAGCAGAGAUGAUCUGUUUUCGGUUGAGUUUUGGAAUUAGAAAUGGAAUGGAAUGGGAUGAAGCAAGCAUCAUGAAAUUUUAGGGUUUUUGAACUGUGUUUGUGUGUGUUUGGUUGUUGACAUUGGUGGUGGUGUUUUGGAGAGCUUGGUGUUUGUGUGUGUGUGUGAGAGUCUGAUGAAUUGUGGUGGCGAGGAAGAGAAGCAAUGGAGUUGUGGAAAAGCUGGGAGUGUGAAUUUCCGAAAAGUGAGUUCGAUUGUUCGCGACAUUGGGGAUCCUUGCCUCUCUCAGUCUCCUGUAAAGGUUGUUGUAACUGUGAACAGAAUGCUUAAGCCAGACAAGUGGCAAGCCUUGUCUGAUAGUGAAGGAAAGGUGCUUGGUUUCCGGAAGGCGCUGAAAUUGAUUGUGUUAGGGGGUGUAGAUCCUUCAAUAAGACCUGAAGUUUGGGAGUUUUUACUAGGUUGCUACGCACUGAGCAGCACUGCUGAGUAUCGAAGAAGGUUGAGAGCAGCUAGGAGGGAGCAUUAUAGUGACCUGGUUAAGCAAUGUCAAACAAUGCAUUCAAGUGUAGGAACUGGUUCGUUGGCAUAUGUUGUUGGAUCCAAAGUUAUGGAUAUGAGAACUUCAUCUAAACUUGAACGGGAAAUGAAAGAGGCAGCAAAAGAAGGCCAUCAUGAAAGCUCCAAUGGUUCGGUUGACCUAGCCAGUUUGAGAGCAAGCACAGAUGGUGCAACUUAUGAUUCUUAUGGUCAACAAAACUGCAGUUCCCCAAAUUUAGGGAGAGAAACAGAUGGAUCACAUUGUGUGAUUGAUAGUCCUUUUGAUUUUCCUGCUUUACCUGUGACCAAUCUGUUUGAAAAGAGUGGUAAAGAUAACAACUCAAGCACAGAGCAUGGCAGUAAACUGUCUGCACGACAUAGAUUAAGAUUUGAUGAUGAAAUGCAUACCUUUCAAAUCAAUGACAAUGUAGACUUAAUUGGUGAAUCAAAUGGCCAACAACCACGGGGUAUCUUGCAUUCCACGAACUCUGAAAUUGAAGUUGCUUCACCUGAUGAGGAUGAACCAGAAUUCCCAUCGGACAAUGCUGUUUAUGAAGCUCAGAUGGUAAAUCAACUAAAAAUAUCAGAUGUACCCCAGCCAGCAAGGAUAAGUGCCGCAAUGUCUCAAGAAUGGCCUGUCGGUGAAGAUAGAGUAUCAGAAUGGCUUUGGACCUUGCACAGGAUAGUCGUUGAUGUUGUGAGGACGGAUAGUCAUCUUGACUUCUAUGAGGAUACCAGAAAUUUAGCUAGAAUGUCGGAUAUUCUUGCUGUCUAUGCAUGGGUUGAUCCUGCAACGGGGUAUUGUCAAGGUAUGAGCGAUUUGCUGUCUCCCUUUGUUGUAAUCUUUGAGGAUAAUGCAGAUGCUUUUUGGUGUUUUGAGAUGCUUUUAAGGAGAAUGAGAGAAAAUUUUCAAAUGGAAGGCCCAACUAGGGUGAUGAAACAGUUGCGAGAAUUAUGGCAUAUUCUUGAACUGGCAGACAAAGAAAUGUUCGCACACCUGUCAAAAAUUGGUGCCGAGAGCCUUCAUUUUGCAUUUCGCAUGUUGCUUGUUCUGUUCCGGAGAGAGUUAUCUUUUAACGAGGCUCUUUCAAUGUGGGAGAUGAUGUGGGCAGCUGACUUUGAUGAAUCCUUGGCAUAUGAUUUAGAAGUAAAUUGUCUGGAAGCGUUGGACAUACAUCUUCCUAGAGACUCAAGCAAUGAUUUAAGAGAAGAAGUUGCAGAUUCUGAUGAUGGUAGUGUGAAGAGUGGUUCACAAUCAAAUCAUAAUGAAAAUGACAAUGACAAUACAAAAGCCAGCCAACAGUCAAAUCAUGAGAACACUGAUGUCUCUGUAUGGGAUGCCAAAUUGAAGUCGCUAUCAUCUUAUCCCUUUUGUGGCUUGGCAAGGAAUAUGUGGCCAAGAAAUGGUAGAGUUCAAAUGAGCACUAUGUCCUCGUUAACAAGGAAAGAAAAGGAUGAGCUAGCCAUAUUCUGUGUCGCAGCAAUUCUUGUUUUAAACCGUCAGAAAGUCAUUCGAGAAACCCACUCCUUUGAUGAUAUGAUAAAGAUGUUCAAUGACAAGAUGUUGAAGAUCAAUGUAAAAAGGUGCAUAAGAACUGCAAUCAAACUACGAAAGAAAUAUUUAAACAAGGUAAUAAAGAAAAAGAACCGGGUUUCAGAGAAAGAAGACUAGUGUAAUAUCUUUGCCAAUUACUCUCGAGGCAGAAGCACCAAAUGGCAUUGAGUAUCACGUAUGGCUCUGCUUUUCCAAAUCGGACUAUGGUGUUAGAUUUUUUUUAAUUACUUUUCCACUUUGGAUGGGAGACUUUCUAAAGUGUUUUUGCUUUUGGAGAUUCAUCCAGCUGUUGUACCUCCAUAGCCUUCAUUUCUCUUUUUUUAUGAGUGAAAAGAUUCACACGGGAACUUUUCAUCACUCUGGUUGCUCCGAGGUCAAAUCAAUCUGCAGUCUUGGACACUUGGCACAGGUUAUGUAAACGUAUUUUCUUUCUUUGUACUUGUGUUUGAGCUUAUAUUGCUGGAGAAAAUUGUACGCUAAUCUCUUACUGCUUAGAGGAACUGGAGUUUGGAAAAAGUACACGCACUAGAAGAAAAUCAGAAAUAGGUGGUGGGUAUGGGGGAGGGGAAUAUUGUAGCAUAUGGAAACGUAUAGACUAAACUAAAGUUAAUUUUUGUUGUGAUAUUAGUUAGCAAAAGAAAUGAUAUAUUAUGGUUCAUACA
Messenger RNA from Lotus japonicus, 3124 nucleotides. Its product is annotated as GTPase-activating protein GYP7. The record is from RefSeq and is a predicted model, not a curated record. The transcript is spliced from 12 exons. The coding region runs from base 546 to 2579 and encodes 677 amino acids. Gene Ontology annotation, biological process: activation of GTPase activity. Gene Ontology annotation, molecular function: GTPase activator activity. NCBI's taxonomy places the organism in Eukaryota, Viridiplantae, Streptophyta, Magnoliopsida, Fabales, Fabaceae.